AGGGAGUCUUUUCCUGCUCAAAUCUCAUUGGCUCAUUUAAUUUCUGAAAAUUUUUCUUUUGUCAGUCACAGCAAAAAAUAAAUAAAUACACAGGCUUGUUUAAACACGCGACUGACCCGAAGUCAUCGACUUUCGUGUGGGUUGUCGAGCGCACACAGUCAUGAGAAAUUACCGCCAACUCCGCAAAUUUGUUUUAGAUACGCGCUCCCACGCGCGCGUGCUCGCUAUUGGCGCUUUUGAUUGGUCGUCUACAUAUAGUGUUUAAAAGCGCUUUUCCUCAGACUGCACUCUUUAUUCGCACUGGAUUGAUUUGUAGUCUAACUGAAAAUGGUUCGCACGUUCAUUCUGAUGUGUCUUCUGGUUGGUGGGAUAGAGUGUUUAAGUAUCGAGAGUGGGAGAGCGUGUUUUUACGUCAAGGAUCAGGAGAUUCCAUCACAUUUUGAGUUUGUGAUGGAGGGAGGAUCUGUUACUUUUAAAACUGGUCUCAAUGAACUACAGACAGAUCAGGAGAUACUGUGGAAGUUUAAUGAUGAAAGUAAAAUCUUAGCAAAGAUCAACAGAGAAACAAAUGAGACGUCAAUACCUGGAAAUGCUGAUGAGAGAUUCAGAGACAGACUGAAGCUGAACGAUACGACGGGAGAUCUCAUCAUCACAAACAUCAAGAACUCAGACUAUGGAGAAUAUAAGAUGGAGAUCAGAGACAACACAGAGACAAGACACAAAAUAUUCAGAGUUAUUGUCAGGAAAGAUGUAGAGAAUCUAAAACAGUUAGAGGGACGAUCUGUUACUCUAAAAACUGGUCUCAAUGAACUACAGACAGAUCAGGAGAUUCUGUGGAUGUUAAAUGAUGAAAGAACAAUCUUAGCAAAGAUCAACAGAGAAACAAAUGAGACGUCAAUACCUGGAAAUGCUGAUGUGAGAUUCAGAGACAGACUGAAGCUGAACGAUAAGACGGGAGAUCUCACCAUCACACACAGCAAGACCUCAGACUCUGGUGAUUAUAAGAUGAAGAUCAGAGACAAGACAGAGACAAGACACAAGAGAUUCAGAGUUCAUGUUUAUGAGACUGAACUUAUAGAGGUGUCUGUGCUGGUGGCGAUGGAUGGAUCUGUUACUCUAUAUACUUUUCUCAAUAAACUACAGACAGAUCAGGAGAUACUGUGGAAGUUUAAUGAUGAAAGUAAAAUCUUAGCAAAGAUCAACAGAGAAACAAAUGAGACGUCAAUACCUGGAAAUGCUGAUGAGAGAUUCAGAGACAGACUGAAGCUGAACGAUAAGACGGGAGAUCUCACCAUCACAAACAUCAAGAACUCAGACUCUGGAGAAUAUAAGAUGAAGAUCACAAACAGCACAGAGACAAGACACAUGAUAUUCACUGUUUAUGUUAAUGGAGAGAUUUUUGUUUCAGAGGAGUCUCUGCUGGUAACGGAGGGAGAAUCUGUUACUUUAAAAACUGGUCUCAAUGAACUACAGACACAUCAUGGAAUACUGUGGAAGUUUGAUGAGGAAAAUAAAAUAUUAGCAAAGAUCAACAGAGAAACAAAUGAGACGUCAAUACCUGGAAAUGCUGAUGGGAGAUUCAGAGACAGACUGAAGCUGAACGAUAAGACGGGAGAUCUCACCAUCACAAACAUCAAGAUCUGCGACUCUGGAGAUUAUAAGAGGAAGAUCAGAGACAACACAGAGACAAGACACACGAGAUUCAGAGUUUAUGUUAAAGAUUCAGUCAAAACUAAAGAAAGUAAAGUAACAACAGUUGUGAAGACUUUACUGAUUAAAGCAGAAGAUGAAGUUUGAUCAGCUGAUAGAUGCUCAUCAUCACAUCUGUUACAUCAUCAACAUCUACAGUUUAACUAUCUCAUUAUCCGUCCUCUUUAAAAGAUCAUCUUCAUAUGCUGUUGAUCUCAAUUGAAAAAUUAAAGUUAUUCUUUUUAAUAAUUACUUAAACAACUAUCAGCUAAAUAUAAACAUUAUUAAAAAAGCGUUUGUGUCUGAUCAUUUAUGUGCUUUAAUAGAUAAACUGAUUAUUUAGUAAUGGCUGUUGUAACAGUAAACACAUGCUAGUGUUGUGUUCGAGCUGCUCAACAUGUUAGACUUAAUACACAAUGCAUGUCAUUAUUAAUAAAUGAAAAAAUGGUUCUUUA
Messenger RNA from Triplophysa dalaica, 2144 nucleotides. RefSeq lists its product as uncharacterized. The record is from RefSeq and is a predicted model, not a curated record. Bases 328 to 1797 code for a protein of 489 amino acids. NCBI's taxonomy places the organism in Eukaryota, Metazoa, Chordata, Actinopteri, Cypriniformes, Nemacheilidae. The transcript has 8 exons.